UUUACUGACAGUAUUGUGUGCAAUCGAAGUAAAGUAAAUGAAGUAAAGCGGUCUAAAAUUAUUUUUUACUCUCAGUAAAAUAAGUUUUCGACCGUUGUGUGAGUAACAUGAGUAAAAGAUGACGUAACCACAUAACCGCACUGAUUGUGACAUAACCUAAGACUUCAAACGAAAAAUCAUGACCAAUAUAAGUAUAAACGAUACUGUUGCAAUUUAUCAACUACUACAAGAAAUUUUUGAUAGUAGCAGUUCGGAGGAAGAAGAAUUUUUUGCAGUUGUUACUCCGAAGAAGAAGGUACCUUUAGCACGAAUAAAUAAUUAUGUGGAGAAUGUUGUGCAUUUAUACUCCAAUGAUCAAUUCCAAUCACAUUUUAGACUGCAGCGAAACACCUUUGAAUUUAUUUUAAACAUAAUUGGCCCUGAAAUUAGCAAACAUGUUGUUUCUCCUGGUCGACCCAGUAUAUCAGCUGAGAAGCAACUAUUGAUUGCCUUGUGGAUUCUUGGCACACCUGAUUCUUAUCGGUCUGUCUGUGAUCGCUUUGGCGUAGGUAAAGCCACAGGAGUUAUGGCUGUACGUAAAGUGGUCGAGGUGUUAUAUAGUAAGGUAAAGGUGUUCAUCAAGUGGCCAAGAAUUGCAAGAAUGCAAGAGAGUGCUCGCGCUUUUAAAGUUGUUGCUGGGUUCCCAAAUGUUAUUGGAGCUAUCGAUGGGACCCAUAUUUCGAUUACUGCCCCUACUGAACAUCCUGAGGCCUACGUUAACAGAAAGGGAAUACAUUCCAUACAAUUGCAGGUUGUUAGUGAUGAAAAAGGGAAGUUCAUACACUGUUACACUGGACACCCAGGAUCGGUCCACGACCAGAGGGUUUUUGCAAGUUCAGAGGUGUCACAUUUUUUAAAUGACUCUGAAAAAUUUCCAAAUGACUAUCAUUUGUUGGGAGACGCAGCGUACGCUAUCCGUAAGAAUUUAAUGGUUCCGUACAAAGAUAAUGGCCACUUAACUGAAAGACAACAUAAUUACAACAAGUGCCAUUCAAGCACACGAAUGGCUGUUGAAAGGGCCAUUGGUCUCUUAAAGGGUCGUAUGAGACGCUUGCUUGAUAAUUUGCCCAUGACGAGAGGCGACUUAAUUCCAAAGUAUAUUGUAGCAUGCUGCAUUAUACAUAAUAUAUGUUUAUUGCGACAAGAUCAAUUUACACCUAUAGCGAUUGACUUGCAUCGUGUACCUGAGGUGGUUGUACCACUACCACAUAAUGUGCAAGCUGAUGACAGAAACGUUGCCAUAGCAUGUCAGAAAAGAAACUUAACUGCCGAAGAACUUCCUUUACAAGAGGAAUUUUAAUUUCUUAAUAGAU
Messenger RNA from Photinus pyralis (common eastern firefly), 1352 nucleotides. RefSeq names its product putative nuclease HARBI1. Bases 179 to 1339 code for a protein of 386 amino acids. The record is from RefSeq and is a predicted model, not a curated record. Lineage: Eukaryota; Metazoa; Arthropoda; Insecta; Coleoptera; Lampyridae. The transcript has 4 exons.